This is a messenger RNA of Malurus melanocephalus (red-backed fairy wren), 2661 nucleotides long. It is a transcript of the gene ADAM10, whose product is annotated as ADAM metallopeptidase domain 10. Bases 262 to 2511 code for a protein of 749 amino acids. Gene Ontology annotation, biological process: Notch signaling pathway; membrane protein ectodomain proteolysis. Gene Ontology annotation, molecular function: metalloendopeptidase activity involved in amyloid precursor protein catabolic process. Gene Ontology annotation, cellular component: synaptic membrane; plasma membrane. The record is from RefSeq and is a predicted model, not a curated record. The transcript has 16 exons. Lineage: Eukaryota; Metazoa; Chordata; Aves; Passeriformes; Maluridae.
ACCGGCGGCGUCUGGCGCGCGCGCGGGCGGAGGGAGCGGCGGCGCGCGGAGCGGARGGAGAGGGGGCAUCGCUGCCGGGAGAGCCGCCGAUCCCGGCCGUUCCCAAGCGAUCCGCGGCCGUUCCGUGGGCGGGAACAGUCCUCCGGAGCGGCGGGGGACAAAGCGGAGGGAGGCGCCCAGCUCGCCCCUCCCCAUCCCGGCGCCGGCUGGGGCGGAUGUGCCGUGGGUAGGCGGCGGCGGCGGGGCCUGCGCCCGGCGGAGAUGGAUCUGGCGGGGACGAUAAUCCUACUGUGCUCCUGCGCGGCGGGCGCUGGAGGCCAGUAUGGAAAUCCUCUAAAUAAGUACAUCAGACACUAUGAAGGAUUGUCCUACGAUGUGGUUUUGUUACACCAAAAACACCAGCGUGCCAAAAGAGCAGUGUCACAUGAAGAUCAGUUCUUGCACCUAGAUUUUCAUGCUCAUGGAAGACAAUUCAACCUCCGAAUGAAAAGAGAUACAUCUCUUUUUAGUGAUGACUUUAAAGUAGAAAUUUCAAACCAAGUGAUUGAUUAUGAUACCUCCCAUAUUUACACUGGACACAUUUAUGGUGAGCAGGGAAGUUUUACUCAUGGGUCUGUUAUUGAUGGAAAAUUUGAAGGAUUCAUCCAAACUCAUGGUGGGACCUUUUAUAUUGAGCCAGCAGAGAGAUACAUAAAGGACAGAAAGCUACCGUUCCACUCUGUCAUUUAUCAUGAAGAUGAUAUCAAAUAUCCACAUAAAUAUGGACCACAAGGAGGUUGUGCAGAUCAUUCAGUAUUUGAAAGAAUGCAGAAGUACCAGAUGACUGGUAUAGAAGAACCAACAACAGAGAAGCCUGUUGAAGAGCCUAAGAAUGAYGAAUCACAGCUUUUGAGAAAAAAGCGUGCCACUCAGGCUGAAAAAAACACGUGUCAGCUGUAUAUCCAGACUGAUCAUUUAUUCUACAAGCAUUAUGGAACCAGGGAAGCUGUAAUUGCACAGAUUUCCAGCCAUGUUAAAGCGAUUGACACAAUUUACCAGUCAACAGACUUUUCAGGGAUCCGUAACAUCAGCUUCAUGGUGAAACGAAUAAGAAUUAACACAACCAUAGAUGAGAAGGACUCUUCCAAUCCCUUUAGAUUUCCUAACAUUGGUGUGGAAAAGUUUCUGGAACUGAACUCAGAACAGAAUCAUGAUGAUUAUUGCUUGGCCUAUGUGUUUACAGACCGUGAUUUUGAUGAUGGAGUCCUUGGUCUGGCUUGGGUUGGAGCCCCUUCAGGGAGCUCUGGUGGAAUAUGUGAAAAAAGCAAAUUGUAUUCAGAUGGGAAGAAGAAGUCUCUGAACACUGGAAUCAUCACAGUCCAGAACUAUGGCUCUCAUGUGCCCCCCAAGGUGUCUCACAUUACKUUUGCACAUGAGGUUGGGCAUAACUUUGGUUCCCCUCAUGAUUCUGGAAUGGAGUGCACUCCUGGAGAGUCCAAGAACUUGGGACAGAAGGAAAAUGGCAACUAUAUCAUGUAUGCAAGAGCUACGUCUGGAGACAAACUUAACAACAAUAAGUUUUCUAUCUGUAGCAUUCGAAAUAUCAGCCAAGUUCUUGACAAAAAGAGAAACAAUUGUUUUGUUGAGUCUGGGCAGCCCAUCUGUGGUAAUGGACUGGUUGAACAAGGAGAACAGUGUGAUUGUGGAUACAGUGACCAGUGUAAAGAUGAGUGCUGUUAUGAUGCAAACCAACCAGAAGAYAAAAAAUGCAAGUUAAAACCGGGCAAAAAGUGCAGCCCCAGCCAAGGCCCGUGCUGCACUGCACUGUGUGAAUUCAAAGCGAAGACAGAUAAGUGUCGGAAUGAUUCGGACUGUGCUAAGGAAGGAAUGUGUAAUGGUGGCAGUGCUCUCUGUCCAGCAUCUGAACCCAAAGAAAACUUCACAGUGUGCAACAGGAACACUCAAGUUUGCAUAAAGGGGCAAUGUGCUGGCUCUAUCUGUGAGAAGCACGGCUUGGAGGAGUGUACGUGUGCUAGUUCAGAUGGCAAGGAUGACAGAGAGCUGUGCCAUGUCUGCUGCAUGAGGAAAAUGGACCCAGCUACUUGUGCAAGCACAGGCUCGAGCCGAUGGCAGGAAUACUUUCAUCUUGAAACCAUUACUUUGCAACCUGGAUCUCCCUGUAAUGAUUUCAAAGGCUACUGUGAUGUGUUUAUGAGGUGUCGGCUAGUAGAUGCUGAUGGCCCUCUAGCUAGAUUAAAGAAAGCAAUUUUUAACCCAGAACUAUAUGAAAAUAUUGCAGAAUGGAUUGUGGCUUAUUGGUGGGCAGUGUUGCUUAUGGGAAUUGCAUUAAUCAUGUUAAUGGCUGGCUUCAUUAAGAUAUGCAGUGUUCAUACUCCAAGCAGUAAUCCAAAGUUGCCUCCUCAUAAACCACUUCCAGGCACUUUAAAAAGGAGGAGACCACCACAAACCACUCAGCCCCCACAGCGGCAAAGGCCCCGAGAGAGUUAUCAGAUGGGACACAUGAGACGCUGACUGCAGCUUUUUGCCUUGGUUCUUCCUAGUGCCUACAAUGGGAAAACUCACUCCAAAGAAAACCUAAUAAGUCAUUGUCCCCAGUCUAACUCUCAAAAAUUGAAGAGGAAAAAAAAAAGCAUGAUAUGCCCUCAAAACAAGUGGAAGUGG